AUGGCUGAAUCAAUCGGCCUAGCCUCUGGAAUCCUUACUUUGGCGACGUUUGCGUUUCAAUGCAGUAUCUCCCUUUACGAAACGGUGGACAGCUUCCGUUCGCAUCCGAAACGUGUGCGCGACCUUCUCGACGAGUUGGAAGCCUUAAGCGCAGUGCUAGCCCCCCCUCGUCGACCUGGUGAAGUCGAAUUCGGGCGUCGAUCUCUCAUUUUUGGACCUACCACUGUUGCGGUGCGGGAACAAUUCCAGCAGGAGGUUCUCCAAUGUGCAUCGCGGUCAAACAGUAGCCGAACAAGCUUCCGUGAUUGGGCCAGACUGACGUAUAUGGGUGAUAAUAUUGACGAUUUUCGUGACUUGCUGGCAGGAUAUAAAGCCACGAUCAAUAUUGCCUUAACCGAUGCAAACUUGCGUCUAUCAGCGGUUGCUGUUGAAAAUAUCGGGGACUACGAGAGUCUUAUCCAAGAUGCGAAAGAAGACCUGGGAGCUCGACUCGAAAGCAUUGAUAGGAAGUUGGAAGAACUGGCUCAGAAGGAUGUGGCUCCAUCUGGAGCAGAUGCAACUGAGCUUCGCUCGCUGAGAGAAGAGCGCUUGAGUACAGAGAAAUGCCUUCAGAUCUGCGCCCAGUUGUCGAGCCACAUUGAUCAGAUUCAGCUGAUGUCAGACGAGGCGGGUUCAUCUCGGGGACCAGGUGGAGCUGAAGCGUCACCCGAAUCAGUCACAAAUGAAGGCCUACAAGAAUGCAAAAAUAGCUUGGCUGCGACGGCUACCAAGUUGGAAAAGCAUAUGCGAGAUGUUAUGGAUCGGCUACUCGCCAAAUCAAGGACUGCGACCUCCUCUGAUGAAGAUGCCCAAGAUCUGUCGAGGCUGCGCGAUGAGUGGGAAACUGCUCGGCAAUGCUUGGAUAUAUGCUCACGGGCGGAUAGUCACUUAAAGGAGAACGUCAGCAUCAUCGAAAAUCACGGCACUGGUGAUUCUCUACAGUUUAUGGUCUCCGCGAAUGGAAAGAUUCUUCACGGAAAGAACCGCGGCCUGGGUUGGAGGAACAGGCAAGUGGGAGGCUAUAUGAGCAAUGAGUCAAUCCAGCAGUUAUCGAAAGACCUCGCGGCUGUUCAUAGUAGUCAGUUAAGGGAUAAAGUAUCCAUCUCAAACCAUGGUUUCACGCCAAACCCAGGCGAUAUGGAGGAAGGUGAGACAACUGCCGAAUUCAAGGAACGAUAUGGGCAAGGCUUCACUCUGAAACCAGCGCGUACGCCAGACACACAGAAUCUUCCACGCAGUGCGAGCAAUUAG
Penicillium cosmopolitanum is the source of this 1290-nucleotide messenger RNA. RefSeq lists its product as uncharacterized. The record is from RefSeq and is a predicted model, not a curated record. The transcript has 3 exons. Bases 1 to 1290 code for a protein of 429 amino acids. NCBI's taxonomy places the organism in Eukaryota, Fungi, Ascomycota, Eurotiomycetes, Eurotiales, Aspergillaceae.